CUCAUCUCAGCCAAUCACCUUUUCUUCAUCCCCUUCAGUGCAAUCGCAGGUCAACAUAAAUAAGUAUUCAAAAUCUCAAGAAAACAAUUUGCCCGUUAUAGCGAAGAGGUUUUCGAACGUUGUGAGGGCGGCUCUGUUCAUGCUGCGACAAGGGAUUUCCGAGAAGAAGCUCAUGCUUGAUCUUAAUCCCCGGCUGAAGCGCGGCAAGAUCGACGCCGGGGGUGCACAACCUCAUCUUCCACCACCACUCUUCCUCCGCCGCCGCAACUACGAAAGACUGCAGCGAUCUCCCCGCCUUCGCCGACCCAAAACUGCGGCGAUCUCGCCGACCCAAGACUGCGGCGAUCUCCCCGCCUUCGCCGACCCGUCAGAUGCGUACGUGUUAUUUGGGUUUUAAAUUUUACAACUGCCACCAAGACAGUCGAAAUUUGGUUGUCUCUCUAAAACCCUAGAUUUCCUUCUGUCAGGAUGAGUGUUGUUCAAAGUUUAAAAUUCAUCCAAUCUUGCAUAAGGUCUAUCUAGAGAGAAUUCUGUCAAAACCUGAAAUUGAUGCUUUUGCCGAAGAACUAAAACAGCACCAGCAAAACCAUGUUGAAUCACCCCCCACAAUUAAGCAAAUCGAUCUUUAAUUUGCUCAAUUGGUAUACUUACUCAGAUCUAUCAGUUGACACAAUCUGUGUUUUGCCAUAGUUACGUUAUGGCUGGUGCUAUUGUUGAUUUUGUAGUUGGAAAGCUGAAUGAGCAAGCUUUCCAAGAAGUAAUAUUCCAGUGGGGAAUCAAAGCUGAGGUGGAGAAAAUCACUGAUCUGCUAGCCAACAUGAAAGGCUACAUUGAGGAUUCAGACAAGGGGAAACAAGACACCAAAGUAGCAGAGAGCUGGGCGACACAACUGAGGGAUACCACUCUUCAACUUGAGGACUUGGUGGAGGAGUUCAUGUUGGAUUCCAAGCUUCUGGAACUCAAUACUCCUCCGUUCAAUUUUUGUGAAUUCAAGUCCCUCUUUGCCAACGUGCAGAGCUUUGCCAAGAGGGUGAAGAUACAGUGUCGCUUCCAUCAGCAGUUAAAAGCCAUGGAUAAGAAGCUACUUGCUCUAGAAACAGACAAAUCAAAGUACGCUAUAAAACUCAAGACAGACAAUGACGGACGAAAUGAGGUACUGAUGGGCAGUGGGAGUGGAUAUAUGGAGGUGAUAGAAGCAGUGGGGAUCGACAUGGAAGUCAACCGGAUAGCAGAACUGAUUGAGAAGCGUAGUGGUCAAGUGAAGUUGAUCACAAUUUGGGGAGCCGGAGGUGGUGGGAAAACUACUUUGGCGAAGCAAGUUCAUGAAAGAGUCAAGAAUGAUGGGAGCAUUGAUUAUUGUUGGUGGGUUGAUGUGAACCACUCCUCAGAUAUUGAAUAUGUUCUGAUGACAACAAUCAAUGGGGUGUAUAAAAGUGUUGGAACCAAGCCUCCUGCUGAACUCGAGAAAGCAGAUAGAAAUUCUCUUCAACAGCACAUUCUUGAUUACUUGGAGGGAAAGAGGUAUGUUGUAUUUUUUGAUGAUGUUUGGGAUCAUACUCUCUUGGCAAAAAUAAAACUUCCAGGUGACCGUGCAUCUUCAAUUAUCGUCACUAGCCGUGAUAAAAAUAUAGCCAAAGGGUCUUUUCUUGGGGCUGCACCUCAUUAUGUUGAGGUGAAGCCAUUAGAAUUUGAUUUGGCAUGCAGCCUUUUCUGCGAAUUGGCUUUAGGUAGCCACAGCUGGCCUAAUGGGCUUGAAGAAGCCGGAAAAGCAUUGGUUGAGAAAUGCUCAGGUUUACCUGUUGCAAUUCUUGCAAUGGCUCGGUUGAUGUCCACAAAAGGUGAUGAUCCAUCAAAAUGGAGGGAUGCUCUCAAAAGCCUGGACUACUACUCACAAGAAUUUGAAUCCAAAGACUCGCAAGAAUUUGAAUCCAAAGCAGGUGGCAGUCUAACAUCUCUCAACAGAGCCUUGUUGUUGAGUUAUUACGAACUGCCAACGCACCUCAAGUCAUGUUUUUUAUACUGUGCAAUGUUCCCCAAAACAUAUGACAUUGAUGCCCAAAUGUUGAUCCGCAUGUGCAUUGCAGAGGGGUUUAUCAAUGAUGAUACCCAGAGUGGCAGAACACUAGAGCACAUAGCAAGGGAUUACUUCCUUCAGCUCAAAAAUAGAAGCUUGCUUCAGAUCGUUCCCAAUAAGUACAACAAUUCUAAACAGUUAGGAACAAUGAUAAUGCACGACCUUUACCGUGAUGUGGCGUGUGAGGUGAUUAGAAGGGAAAUGUUUGCUGAAAUCAUCAUAUUGGAGGGAAGUACCAAACUUGAGUGAAAGCAAAGGCGUAGUUUGAUCAUCGUGGAAGAGGUGCAAAAUGCUCAGCUUCACAAUUGCUACGAAAAUAUGAAGAAGCUACGUACACUCAUCAUCGACUG
Molecule: messenger RNA, 2424 nt
Organism: Ipomoea triloba (trilobed morning glory)
Lineage: Eukaryota; Viridiplantae; Streptophyta; Magnoliopsida; Solanales; Convolvulaceae
Product: disease resistance protein RPM1-like
Exons: 4
Coding region: 698-2323 (541 amino acids)
Biological process (GO): defense response to other organism
Molecular function (GO): ADP binding
Source: RefSeq, a predicted model, not a curated record